UUUCUCUCCGUCAACUCCCACGAGGCAAAUUUCAUUCUCUCUCUCUCUGUCUCUCACAUUCCUUUCAAUGGCUUCUUGUGAGAUUGGAGCUUCAAGGAUGGGCAUACACGAACCAGACCUACUUUCUCGGAUUCAAAGCAGUCGCCACACCACCGAUCGCUCCUUCCACUAUGCAAAAUCCUGUCGAGCCACUUACUCUGAUUGUUCGUUUAUGGAGGAAUUUCUCCAUGAGGAAGAAGAUGAUGAUCUCUGGGCGAAGAUGCUGGAGGAAGCAAGAUCAGAUGUGGAACAAGAGCCGAUUCUGUCUUCCUAUUACCACGCUGCGAUUCUGUGUCACCAAUCUCUGGAAAUCGCGUUGGCCAAUCAUCUCUCCCUUAAAUUGAGCAGUUCCAGUAUUCCCAGCGGAACCCUAGUCGAUAUCUUCUUUUCAAUCCUUAAUGAAAAUGAAGAAAUCGUGGAAGCUGUAAAGUAUGAUCUGAGGGCAGUGAAAAAGCGUGACCCGGCCUGCAUAAGCUAUGUCCAUUGCUUUCUGAACUUCAAAGGCUUUCUGGCAAUCCAAGCUCACAGAAUCGCUCACCAAUUGUGGUCUGAGGGGAGAAACACGUUAGCCCUUCUGAUUCAGAACAGAGUUUCCGAAAUAUUCGCUGUAGAUAUCCAUCCAGGUGCAAAAAUUGGAAGAGGAAUCUUGCUUGAUCAUGCCACCGGAUUGGUGGUAGGAGAAACUGCAGUGAUAGGUAACAAUGUGUCAAUUCUGCAUAAUGUGACCUUGGGAGGAACUGGGAAAGCUUCUGGAGAUAGACAUCCCAAGAUUGGCGAUGGAGUUCUUAUAGGCGCAAGCACUUGCAUUCUGGGCAACAUAAAGAUUGGUGAAGGUGCUAAGAUUGGUGCUGGUUCUAUGGUCCUGAAGGAUGUGCCUUCCAUGACUACUGCAGUUGGAAACCCAGCUAGAUUGUUAGGAGGAAAGACUAAUCCUGUAAGGCUGGACAAGAUUCCAAGCUUCACUAUGGAUCAUACUUCACAUAUUUAUGAAUGGUCUGACUAUGUGAUUUAGAUGCUAUUCAUCAACCAUAUGGCAUGUAGGUAAUAGAGUUCUUGAUUGCAUGCUAGAGGCUCUUUGUGGGGAGUUGCUGGAUUUGAGACAAAAAUCUUCUCAUGCUUAUUUUGUAUACCGUUAAAUCACUUUGAAAAUGCUAAUCCAAGGGCUCGAGUGAAAAUCAGUAGUUCUCCUGUUAUCAGCAAACUGAGUGUCCUGGGGAGGUUGGUGCUGGAAACAAAAACAGAGCAUAAUUGAACUGUUCUGAUGUUUAGAAUCACUUUUUGUUAGACAAAUAGACACAAACACACCUUUGAGUCUUGUAUGCUGUGCCCAAUUCUUGAUUACGGGAUGUUGUUAAUUUAUAGAUAGUACUGCUGGUUAAUUCCAGCUGCUCUUUGUAA
Messenger RNA from Neltuma alba, 1437 nucleotides. Its product is annotated as serine acetyltransferase 1, chloroplastic-like. The record is from RefSeq and is a predicted model, not a curated record. Gene Ontology annotation, molecular function: L-serine O-acetyltransferase activity. Bases 68 to 1051 code for a protein of 327 amino acids. Gene Ontology annotation, cellular component: cytoplasm. The transcript has a single exon. Lineage: Eukaryota; Viridiplantae; Streptophyta; Magnoliopsida; Fabales; Fabaceae.